AUGAAUGGAAAGGAGCCCUUAAGACCCACAACAAAUCACUUGCUCUCCGGUGGGCUGAGUUCUUCAUCUUUUAGACUGAGAUCUGCCCGGUUUUUCGGCAUUGCUUUUGAAGAUCUCAGAGAGGUCCUUAAAACAAGACUGCAAAUGGUGUGUGUAUUUAUCAUGAACCGAAUGAAUUCCCAGAACAGUGGUUUCACUCAACGCAGGCGGAUGGCUCUCGGGAUUGUGAUUCUCCUGCUGGUUGAUGUGAUAUGGGUUGCUUCAUCAGAGCUUACUUCGUAUGUUUUCACACAGUACAACAAACCAUUUUUCAGCACCUUUGCAAAAACAUCUAUGUUUGUUCUGUACCUUUUGGGCUUUAUUAUUUGGAAGCCAUGGAGGCAACAGUGCACAAGAAGAUUUCGAGGAAAGCAUUCUGCUUUUUUUGCAGAUGCUGAAGGUUACUUUCCUGCUUGCACAACAGAUACAACUAUGACUAGUUCUUUGAGUGAACCACUGUAUGUUCCUGUGAAAUUUCAUGACCUUCCAAGUGAAAAACCUGAGAGCACAAAUAUUGAUUCUGAAAAAACUCCCAAAAAGUCUCGAGUAAGGUUUAGUAAUAUCAUGGAGAUUCGGCAGCUUCCAUCAAGCCAUGCAUUAGAAGCGAAGUUGUCGCGAAUGUCCUAUCCUACUGUGAAAGACCAAGAAUCCAUAUUGAAAACUGUGGGGAAACUGACUGCAACUCAAGUAGCAAAAAUUAGCUUUUUCUUUUGCUUUGUGUGGUUUUUGGCAAAUUUGUCAUAUCAAGAAGCACUUUCAGACACACAGGUUGCUAUUGUGAAUAUUUUGUCUUCAACUUCUGGACUUUUUACCUUAAUCCUUGCUGCAGUGUUUCCAAGUAACAGUGGAGAUAGAUUUACGCUCUCUAAACUACUAGCUGUAAUUUUAAGCAUUGGAGGCGUUGUGCUGGUAAACCUGUCAGGGUCUGAAAAGUCUGCCGGGAGAGAUAUGAUAGGUUCCAUUUGGUCUCUUGCUGGAGCCAUGCUCUAUGCUGUGUACAUUGUUAUGAUUAAAAGAAAAGUAGACAGAGAAGAUAAGUUGGAUAUUCCAAUGUUCUUUGGUUUUGUAGGUCUGUUUAAUCUGCUGCUCUUGUGGCCAGGUUUCUUUUUACUUCAUUAUACUGGAUUUGAGGACUUCGAGUUUCCCAAUAAAGUAGUGUUAAUGUGCAUUAUCAUUAAUGGCCUUAUUGGAACAGUUCUUUCAGAGUUCCUGUGGUUAUGGGGCUGCUUUCUUACCUCAUCAUUGAUAGGCACCCUUGCGUUGAGCCUUACAAUACCUCUGUCCAUAAUAGCUGAUAUGUGUAUGCAAAAGGUGCAGUUUUCUUGGUUAUUUUUUGCAGGCGCUAUCCCUGUAUUUGUUUCAUUCUUUAUUGCAACUCUCUUAUGCCAUUAUAAUAAUUGGGAUCCUGUAAUGGUAGGAAUUAGAAGAAUUUUUGCGUUUCUAUGCAGAAAACAUCGAAUUCAGAGAGCUCCAGAAGACAGUGAGCAGUGUGAGAGUCUCAUUCCUAUGCACAGUGUUUCUCAGGAGGAUGGAGCUAGUUAGCUGUUCAGUUCAGCCUGGUGAUGGAAUAUUAUACAGCGAAGAGACAAUCUCUGGCAAGUUUUUGUAGAAAAAUGUUUCAGUGCCUAGUCUGAGAAAUAACAGUUUCAGUUCUUUGAAACUCUAACAUAUAUUUUCCUCAUGUCUGUACUCUUCAUUUCCAUGGUGAAGUACUUUGCUGUGCAGCUGUGUACACAUCACUACAGUUACCGGAUGCUCCAGACCACAGUCCAUCUAAAGGGCUACCCUGCCUUGCAUAUCUCAAGGGCUUCAGUUGAAGAAAUCAUUUGACUAAUCAAAGAAUAAAAUCCUCAUGUUCUGAAGAUUUUAUUUUCACAUAUUUGUUAAAUGCUGCACUAUAUUAUAAAAAUGAUUUCAAGAAAUCAUUUAAGUGUGUAGAUCAGUAUUUCUGACAGGUAAAAUGCCUAACAUAAACAUCCUGUAAUAGGUAUGGAUUAUAUUUUUGAGUUUUGUAGAAUAUUGCAAAUUACACAGAAAAAAAUGUUUAUGUAAAAGAUGUGUUCAUGCAAAUUUGGUGGACUUUGAAGAGAAUAAAUAUUUCAGAAAAGAUCUGGUACACUUAUACUACAUAUACUGUAUUCUUUCAUAGCAUUAGGUGCCUUGUAUUUUAAAAAUGUGACAAACUAUGACAAAUUGUGAAGGGGAAAUAUAAAAUGAAC
This is a messenger RNA of Fukomys damarensis (Damara mole-rat), 2258 nucleotides long. RefSeq names its product solute carrier family 35 member F5 (gene Slc35f5). The record is from RefSeq and is a predicted model, not a curated record. Gene Ontology annotation, cellular component: membrane. NCBI's taxonomy places the organism in Eukaryota, Metazoa, Chordata, Mammalia, Rodentia, Bathyergidae. Bases 1 to 1581 code for a protein of 526 amino acids. The transcript is spliced from 16 exons. Gene Ontology annotation, biological process: regulation of peptide transport.